AUGUAUUUACCAAGAGUAAGAAUAAAGCAAAAGACAAUAAUUAUCUAUAGCUGAAAUGGAAAAUGGAAAAACACGACUUGUUAUCGCCUUGUACUGGCUAAAAUGUAUCAUUAUUUAUUUGGAAAAGCGUCUCGAUACACAGAUCAAAUAUGAUAUGGACGAAUGAUAAAUCGAUUGUCAACAAUCACACACAUUACAAUCGAGAGUAAGACUGACACACAUACACACUGGUACGACAUAAUAUCUCAUCUUGAAAAGCAUUAUCACAGAAUGUCUGGUGGAGCAUGGAGUCGCGGACCAUCCGUCUGGGCCACAUCAACGCCACAAACACCGUCAUUAAACUCUAUCAUGAAUGAACAACAAAAUGAGGAAUCCACAGGAAGUGCCGGAAAGUCAAACCACAGUGACGAAAAAUUCAAAGCACAACCUGCAAGAAGUGAACCUUGGUAUCCGGGCAAAGUAAAUAGAAACAGGAAUAGAAUACAAAAAGACACUAAAGAUCGCGGGGAACCAGUUAAACGGAAAUGGACAGAGCCGCCAACUUCUGCGUCCAGCAGUUUGUCUAUGACCCAACGUAACACAAAGUCUGGUAUCACAGUUGUUAACGUGCACAAAAAAGAUUUAAAUGAGCUAGGUUAUAAAGACCUCUUAGAAUGGACGAAACACCCGGACCAUUUGUACAUCGGGCGAGAUAUGACGUUGUAUGUCCCCGGAGCAGUACACAGUAAAUGGCACAAUCCGUUUAAAUCCAAAAAAUUGGGAAAAGAAAACUGUUGCAAACGAUUUAAAGAAUAUGUUCAGACGGACAAGACUAUACAUAGUAAUGGUAAAACGUUGUUUGAAUCCCUUGAGGAGCUUAAAGGGAAGACUCUGGGCUGUUGGUGCCACCCGGAGAUGUGUCAUGGACAUGUACUCCGUGACCUGGUGGAAGAAUUUUGUCCCUAGGUAUUCGGUCUUUGAAAUUGAAAAUAAGCAGCUGUGAUCAAAUAUGAAAGAGAUUUAUUUAUAUUGUUCUGAAGUUAAUUAUAAGUAAAUACUGUUAAUUCAUCAAAUAAUUGUUACAUGUAGUAUAUAAGAUUGAACUUUUAAUCAUACAUAUAGGUAUCGCACAGUAUUAUUGCGUAUUAAAAUGUAAACAAAUAAAAGAUAAACAUAAAAUUCACUCAAUACACAACAUUUCCGAUGCAAACAGAAAUUCCUCGUUGGCCAAGCGGUAACGGUACCCGUUUCGGACAUUUUCGCCCUCAGUUCUAUCCAGAGACGUGUAUUUUUUUUAUACCUGUAUUCAGUUUCUUAUUUUUCAGUAAGGUUCAACAAAUUCAGCUCAAGCUAGUUAAUUUAGUUCCAAAAGUGUCACUUACUAAAAUAUGUCAUUAUUACCACGUACACUUCGCCUUAAAUGUGGUGUAAUGUUUUUUAAGCUCACAUGUAUAAUUUUAAAAUGCAAUGGGUUAGUUUUCUAAAUUCUAUGACAAUUUUUAUAUUUCAAUCUUAAAUAGCAUCGUCUCAUUGAAAGAUACUCACGAUCUUACACGAACAUGAGAACAAACAAUUGAGUCAUAAACUAGAGAAAACCGAACUUACACAAAGUAUGCAAUGCAAAAUAUAAAAAAAAGGUUUUGGACGUGUGCAUGAUUCGAACAAUCAAAAAUAGCACUACAAAAUGAUCACAUUUCUUCCCACUCAUCCCUUGCACGAACCAGCCAGUCAACGACUGAUCUAAUUUCGUAUAUAUUAACCUUUACCCUUCUAUAUUUCUAAAAUGCCCUGGUUUAUCAUUCAGUUUGGGCGUUGCCAUUUAUUAUUCGAAGGGGUGUUCACUGAAUAUUUACUGACUGAGUUGCGAACAGUGCACACCAUGAACAGCGCUUGCACGGAUGCGCAGGCUGAUCUUGGUCUGCACAGGUCGCAAAGGCAAAAUUACUAGCCGCCAUCAGGCUAAAGGUUAAAGGGAUUAACCCACACAUUUUAGCCUCAAAUUAAUUUCUCUCGAAAAUCCAUAAAAUGUGAGUACUCUGAAAGUGACUAGUGGUAUAAACUUAUUGACAUAAGAUUUUUGCGAGAUACUAGUAUUUCUUUAAAGAACCAAAAAUAUUGUGCAGAAGGUAGUAAACCGUUGCAACGCGUUUGCAAUAAUGCAGAAAAUUUACAUUCUUCAUGCAUUUUUACCAAUAUCUAACUUUUAUUUUCACCCACUUUAUCAUUUUCAGUGUCAUAUGUACAUUCUAUGCCAAACUUGGUGGAAAUGAACACGUUAAAAAAUUCACACAAACUGUGGGCGAAUACCUUUAAACGAGAAUGCUACUGAUCGCACUAACGCCAUAAUAUGAUAAUACUGUGCGGUACUUAUAUAAUACAUAUUGUAUGUAAAGGAAAAGAUGCUUAUGUAAGGACUUCAUGAUUUAUGACACUGUUCUUUUUAGAUUAAAGUACAUUUAGGUGUUGUUUUUGCCAACACAGUGUGUUUCUACACGUUUUUUUACUUGUUCAUCAACGUUGUCUAUAAUAUUAGUUUAUAUAUUGUUUUAAUAUUAUAACGCUGAGGGUAUUUGUUCACGUUAUUUUGAUGUUAUCAAAUAUGUUUAAUUAUAUUCUUUAUGCGAAGACUUUUCUAUUAUAUAACUGUUUAUGCCACUCGUGAUUAGUUUUGCUCAUAAUACCGCGGUUGUUUUACUUCAUAUCCUAUGUUUCAAACUAAGUUUUCAAUCAUUAUGAUAGAGGAUCAUGUGUUAGACCGGCUACAGCCCAAUAUCUUCUCCUCGUCAAAUAAAGUUAAUAAUUGUCAUUAUAACUGUUUUUAUGUUAUUAUUCAUUUGCAUGUUAAAAAUGUCAUAUUAAAAUUUACUGAGUUAUUU
Molecule: messenger RNA, 2855 nt
Organism: Mercenaria mercenaria
Lineage: Eukaryota; Metazoa; Mollusca; Bivalvia; Venerida; Veneridae
Exons: 3
Coding region: 163-945 (260 amino acids)
Source: RefSeq, a predicted model, not a curated record